AUGAGAGAGGAAGAUCUAGAGGACAUCAGGAGAGUCUAUAAAAGACACGGAGAAGCCCUGGACAUGGCCAGAAUAACGAAUGGGGCAAGUCAUGUCUUCAAAUAUGUUAUGGACAUUCCCUCAUCUUUGCUCGGCUAUCCAGAAGUAAAGCAUCUCCGCCUUUUAGCGAAAGAGAAGAUUAACCAGAUUGUGAGUGAGAUCAGAAGCCGUCAUAAUGAAGGGGAUACAGAUUCUGAAAGAACCUUGGAAUGGAUGUCGGCCAUGAAGAAUAUUAGAAAGGUUCAUUCGGCAAUUACGAGUUAUGAAUCUGCCCGCAUAGCAUUUUGUAGAAAGAUCAGCAUAAUAUGCGCUAGAGAGCUGAGGAGAGGACUUUCAAAGACAUCCAGGACCAAUCCUAUACUAAAGUCAAAAAGGAUUUAUAGAGAGCUGUUUGGACACAUCAAGAAAGCUGAAAGAAGCAUAAAGGAUAGAUCCAAAAAGGCGGAGAAGGAGGAAAUGGAAAGAAAGAAGAAAGAAAUGGAGGAAAAGGAAGAAUUAAGGCAGAAGAGAAAGUUUGAAUAUCUUUUAAGCCAAACAGAGCUCUUCUCUCAUUUCAUACUGAAAAAAAAUAAAUGCAGUCAUCUCCCAGUGGUUAAGGAACUAGAGGAGGGGGAGAUUGAAGAAUAUGAUAAGAUGAAGGGGUAUGAAGCUGCUAUGCUUCAAAAGGAAAAGCUGAAGGAGUUUGGGUUGGCCAGACCAGAAAAGAAGUUUAAAUAUGGAGGGGAGAGUGGAGAAGCAGCAAUCCGAUAUGUAUCACAGCCAAAGAUUCUAAAGUGUACUUUAAAAGAGUAUCAGAUUAAGGGGUUGAACUGGCUUGUAAGUUUGUACGACAAGGGAAUUAAUGGAAUCCUUGCAGAUGACAUGGGAUUGGGUAAAACUGUUCAAUCGAUUUCUCUAUUGGCUUAUCUUUACGAGACGGAAGAGAUUCCUGGGCCAUUUCUUGUAGUUACUAUUUCAUCAACGCUUGAUAACUGGGCUCAGGAAUUUUCAAGGUUUCUCCCUAGCUUCAAAGUUUGUCGGUUUUCUGGGUCUCCAAGUGAAAGAAAAGAGCUGAAAAAGCGUUUCAAGGAUUCAGAUGUUGUUAUCACUACAUAUCAGACAGCCGUUAGCGAUGAAAAGAUGCUAAAAAAAAUAAAAUGGCAAUACAUGAUUCUUGAUGAAGCGCAGGCAAUCAAGAGCAGUAUGUCACGAAGAUGGAAGACUCUUUUGAGCUUCAAGGCAAGAAAUAGGCUUCUUCUAACAGGAACACCAAUACAAAACUCUAUGCAAGAGCUGUGGGCUCUUCUUCACUUCAUAAUGCCUACUUUAUUUGAUUCCCUCAGUGAGUUUAGUGAUUGGUUUAGCAAGGAAAUAGAAACAUCAGCAACAAUGAAGAAAACAGUUGAUGAAAAGUCCCUGCAAAGACUUCAUACAAUCCUGAAGCCUUUUAUGCUUCGAAGACAUAAAUCUGAUGUUAUUCAUGAAUUGGGGCAAAAGACACAAAUCGAUUUAUAUUGCAGUUUGAGCUAUCGGCAAAAGGUUUUAUAUAAAGAGAUUACAAGAUCUUGUUCAAGUAUGGAGAUGGAGAACCUACUUAUGCAGCUGAAGAAAGUUUGCAAUCACCCUGACCUGUUCAAGAAAUUGGAGCCUACUUGCGGAUUGAGCCUUGAAGUUAAUGAUGGGAUGGGGGAUGGGGUUUGGUUUGGAAGGAGCAAAAUGGAUAUUAAGAUUCCUAGUCUUGUUGCAAGAGAUGCAUUUGAAGUAUUCCGUAGAAAAGAGUGCGAGUUAAUGGAAAGGAUCAAUUAUCUACGAGAAGUUACCUGUGAGAAUGGAUUUUUGGGAUGGUAUCUAAGGGGAAGUUUAGACUUCAAGUAUGGAGGCCACAUCUUUAGAAGUGUUGAGGAGGUUGGUAGAAUCAUUUUGAAGAACAGAGAGAAUCUAGGUCAUAAUGACUUGAUAAAGAGAUUAAGAAUGUCAAUAGCCGAAGAGAUCUGGUGUUUAAGGAAAUAUGCUUGCUGUAUAAGCCCAGUUGUAGCAACUGCCCCUAGAUUAAUUUCAAAUGAAGUUGAGCUUCCGGGAAUAGAUCUGGAGAAUGUGUAUAUUCCGCUCAGUACAACUAUUUAUGUCCCUCCGCUAAAUACCUUUAUAGGGGACAGUGGGAAAAUGGUUGUUCUAGACGAGUUACUCCCAAGGCUCAGGGUAGAAGGGCAUAGAUUACUAAUUUACUUUCAGAUGACAAGAAUGAUAGAUCUCAUAGAAGAUUAUCUUGUGAGAAAAGGGUAUACCUAUUUGAGGCUUGACGGAAGCUUGAAGGCAUCUGUUCGAGCAGAGGUUAUUAAGGAUUGGCAGACAGGCGACAAGUUUAUUUUCUUAUUGAGCACACGUGCUGGAGGGCUAGGGAUAAACUUAACUGCGGCAGACACGGUUAUCUUCUAUGACAGUGAUUGGAAUCCUACAGCAGAUCAGCAGGCAAUGGACAGAGCACAUAGACUGGGACAGACAAGAGAUGUAACUGUGUACAGACUCAUCACAAGAGGGACGGUUGAGGAAAAAGUUCUGGAAAGUGCUAAUAGGAAGGAUGAGAUACAGAAGAUGGUUAUUCAUGGAAACAUAUUUGAGGGAGAGAAUUUUUGA
Messenger RNA from Encephalitozoon romaleae SJ-2008, 2652 nucleotides. Its product is annotated as putative transcriptional activator. The transcript has a single exon. Lineage: Eukaryota; Fungi; Microsporidia; Unikaryonidae. Gene Ontology annotation, molecular function: histone binding; ATP hydrolysis activity; ATP binding. Gene Ontology annotation, cellular component: Ino80 complex. The record is from RefSeq and is a predicted model, not a curated record. The coding region runs from base 1 to 2652 and encodes 883 amino acids. Gene Ontology annotation, biological process: DNA repair.